CGUUAGUUGUAUUUGGUUCGUAGUCGUGAGUGCAUUGCAAAGUGUAUACAAAAUGUGGAGUGGGGAAAAACGUGAAAUUAAAAAGUAAGUAUAUCUAAGAUAUCGAAGAUUCGCGCGGUCGAGCUAUGAUAGUUGUGUUUUUGUGUAGUGAUUGGAAUAUAAAAUAACUCUCAAUGAUUUUUUUCUAAAAAAAAUAUAUUUGAAUGCGUUUUUUUUGCAUUUUUCUGUGCAUGUGUCCAUAUGGCAACGCCAGGCAGGUUAGGCCACUGGAAUAUCUAACGUUGCAAGAAGCUUUGGAUUUUUUAGAGGAAUUGUGCUCUGAUGAUGAAAACGAUGUUCCUACUAAUAUCCAGGCACUCUACAUCGAGCCACCUUAUCAGGAUAGGGAUGUAAGUGGGGAAGAUGAUGGCGAGGAUGAAGGUGGAGUUCCGGACAAUGUAUGCCCAGCACAACUUAAAGCCGGAUGUGAAAUUGUAUUUGAAAAUAGUACGCGAAUGAAAACUAACGAUUGUAGACUAGAGGAUGUUGAUGACGAGGAACCUUAUGACGAUACUUUAGACGAUUGUUUGCCGAGCUCGUCCAAGAAAAUUUGUCGCCCAAUUCAAUCAAAUACUGGAGUACCACUUCCACCAGCUAACAAAGACAGCAAAUAUACUUGGCAAACCGCUAAUUCAUUACCAGUCCUUCCCAUAUUCCCUGAAACAAAUUUCGAAGAUUGUCGGGAUCUUAGACCUCAUCAACUUUUUGAGAAAUUUUUCAGCGAUGACUUGCUUGAACAUAUAUGCAAAUGUUCGAAUUUGUACGCUACGCAUCAUCAGAAACGAUACGAAGAACUUACUAUAGAUGAGUUACGUGUGUUCAUCGCAAUUUUGAUAGUAACUGGCUACACUUCUACAGGAGCCUUUCGAGACAUGUGGAGCUGCGAUGAUGACGUUCAAAACGUUAUGGUCUUCAAUGCUAUGCGAAGGAACCGCUUUGAGGAAAUCAACUAUAUGCUGCACUUCGAGUCCGCAUUGCACGAACCGUCUGCUAGUUCUGACAGGUUUGACACUCUUUGGAAACUACGCCCACUGACUGACCAUAUAAAGGCCAAAAUGACUGAAAACUUUCACCCAGAACAAAAUCUCUCAUAUGACGAAAGUAUGAUUGCAUAUUUCGGUCGCCAUGGAUGUAAACAGUUCAUAAAAGGAAAGCCAAUUCGUUUCGGAUACAAAGCUUGGUCUCUUUGCACUCCUAGAGGAUAUAUGAUCAAUUUUGAAAUAUACCAAGGUAAGAAUCCGAGGGUGAAUCCUAAAUAUGAAGAACGCUUUGGCACUUGCGCAGCUCCACUCUUGUGUAUGAUUGACGAAUUUUCGGAAGAGGUGCAAGGACUUCCGUUAUCCUUUUACUUUGACAAUCUUUUCACUGGAAUACCAUUGAUGAUUUAUUUGAAAAAAAGAGGUUUCCAGGCUACCGGUACAAUUCGAGAAAACCGAAUUCCAAAAAGUUGUCCUAUUCCACAUAAGAAGGAUUUGCGUAAACAGCAAAGAGGAUAUUACGAAAGCGUGGAAAUCAAAGAAGAGUCAAUUUAUCUGACUAAAUGGGUAGAUAACUCGGUAGUCUGCCUUGCAUCAACAUGUUUUAGUGGCGAACCAAAAUCCACAGCAUCUCGCUACAGUAGAGAAUUGCGUAGGAAAAUACCAGUUCCACGUCCGUGCGUUGUAACUCAAUACAACAAAUUUAUGUCGGGUGUGGAUCGAUUUGACCAAAAUGUUGCAGGCCACCGAAUAACCUUUAGAGGAAAAAAAUGGUGGCAUUCCAUUUUUACUUGGCUUAUUGAUGCAAGCUUGCAAAACAGCUGGCUUCUUUAUAAAUCCGCUAAUGAAAAUAAGUCAUUUAAAGAUUUUAAGAGAGAAGUAGCAAUUUACUAUUGCAAGCACUACGGCGUCGAACUGAAAAAGUUCCAAAAAACCUCAAAUAAACGAAUUGAAUCCGUAACGAAUGUCCUGCGCUAUGACAGGACUGAUCACCUUGUGGUUCCAAUUGGAAAUAAGAGGCGAUGUGCAGGUGAUGUAUGCAAGUCCAUCGUGCGAACAGCCUGCAAAAAAUGCGAUGUUGGACUUUGUUUGCCUUGCUUCGAAGCAUAUCAUACAAAAAUGUGAAAAACCAGGAUUUUUCAAUAAAAUUUUGUAUCAUCUCAAUGAUAUUUAAUAAAAUGAAUUCAUUAUUUUUGAUUUUUUAAUGAUAUAUAAUAAAGUGAAUUGAAAAUUUU
Molecule: messenger RNA, 2251 nt
Organism: Bactrocera dorsalis (oriental fruit fly)
Lineage: Eukaryota; Metazoa; Arthropoda; Insecta; Diptera; Tephritidae
Product: piggyBac transposable element-derived protein 3-like
Exons: 2
Coding region: 204-2141 (645 amino acids)
Molecular function (GO): sequence-specific DNA binding
Source: RefSeq, a predicted model, not a curated record